AUGGGUCCUUAUUUAUCUUAACCAAUACGUGAGAAAACAACAAUAGGCGAUGUAUCUAAUAAUAAUUUAAAAUUCGCAUUAGCUGAAAUGCAAGGAUGGAGAAACAGCAUGGAAGAUAGUCAUAUAGCUGAUAUAAACAUUGACGAAGAAACUGCUUUAUUUGGAGUUUUCGACGGUCAUGGAGGAAAAGAAGUUGCAUAAUAUGUAGAAAAGCAUUUUGUAGAAGAGCUUAAAAAGAACACGAAUUUUAAGAACAAAUAGUUUGAUAUGGCUUUAAAGGAAACAUUUUUAAAAAUGGAUGAACUUAUGCUCACAAAAUAAGGAAUUUCCGAACUUGUUUAAUUUAAAAAUCCACUAAGAUAGCCUGAUAGAGAAGAAGAUGUGAAUUCGAUAUAUGCAGGCUGUACUGCGAAUGUAGCAUUAAUACACAAAAAGUAAUUAAUAGUAGCAAAUGCAGGAGAUUCUCGUACAGUUUUAUGUAAUAAAGGAUAGGCUGUAGAAAUGUCUAUAGAUCACAAACCUGACUAAGUUGAUGAAAAAAAUAGAAUUUAAAAAGCAGGAGGAUUCGUUACUGACGGCAGAGUAAAUGGAAAUCUUAACCUAUCAAGAGCAUUGGGAGAUUUUGAAUAUAAAAAUGCUUCAGGAAAUACAAAACCAGAAGAUUACAUUAUUACACCUUGUCCUGAAGUAAAAAAAAGAAAUCUUACAGAUGAUGAUAAAUUCAUGCUUAUGGGUUGCGAUGGCAUAUGGGAAUGUAUGACAAAUUAAGAAUUAAUGAAAUUUUGUGGAGAAAGAAUUGAUAAAGGAAUGACUCUUAAAGAUAUAUUAAUUGAAUUGCUUGAUACUAUUCUUGCUAAAGACACAUAAAAUGGAGUCGGAUGCGAUAACAUGACGUGCAUAUUAGUUUAAUUUAAAAAUUGAAUAUUUUUUAAAUU
This is a messenger RNA of Ichthyophthirius multifiliis, 935 nucleotides long. Its product is annotated as protein phosphatase 2c, putative. The record is from RefSeq and is a predicted model, not a curated record. Gene Ontology annotation, molecular function: protein serine/threonine phosphatase activity; cation binding. Lineage: Eukaryota; Ciliophora; Oligohymenophorea; Hymenostomatida. Gene Ontology annotation, biological process: protein dephosphorylation. The transcript has 3 exons.